Messenger RNA from Schistosoma margrebowiei, 1965 nucleotides. NCBI's taxonomy places the organism in Eukaryota, Metazoa, Platyhelminthes, Trematoda, Strigeidida, Schistosomatidae. The record is from the annotation of a GenBank genome assembly.
AUGUCUUCAGACGAUACUUUUAGAAACAGUAGUCAUAACAUUCUCCCAUAUGUAGAUGGGGUUUUUAUUGAGCCAGGAGUGAAGGAGAGCAUAGAUAAAAUACAAGUUGGUUCACUGGAUCUCUCUGUAUUCAGCUGCCAGUCGAUGAACCUAGAAGCUAUCAAGCUUGCACAGAGUUUUGAGUAUGAUUCAAAGUCUUUGGAAAGUUUCCUGAAAAGGCUUAUAAGUUCUCUUGAAGUUAACAUGACUCUGUUGCUUGAAUCCAUCUUUGCUUCACUUGAAUUCGAGUCCAGUGACUUCUUUAGUGAAGUAAUUCGAGAAGUUAUUAAGAAAAUGCAAGAGUUUACUCAGUUCCCUUCUACAGAUGAAGACUACUUUUAUUAUCCCGAACACGUAGUUGAAAAAGACGAUUGUGAUUUUAUCUUCCAUUUCACAUUCAUUCUUCGUUAUUUAUGCUGUCCUGUAUAUCGCGGAAAAUUUCAUGGUUUAGUUGUUACGUGCAAGUCGUUAAGACUAAUGGUUCCACUGACUAUAUUAACUCGUAUUAUUCAUGAAUCUGCUCCUCCAAAAAAACUGUUUAGUUUUCUACCUAUCUUUUGCAAAAGCACGGAAAGUUUCUAUAAUGGUCUAAGCAUAGCAAUGAUUUAUCAAUCAUCUGACAUAGACUCAGCUGCUAGGUACUGUGUAUCAUCAUUAAAAAAUGCCCUGGGUACUGGAAUAGGUCAUUCACCCGUCAUCUUAGUCCAGGAAUCUACAUACAAACGUUUUAUUGGUCGUAUAGAAAGCCUUAUUAAUCUAAACACAUCUGCAGAAGAAUUGGAAAGUUACGAAAAGUCAGAAUAUCCACCAUUCUGUGCUGAUUAUAUUCAUGAAGCAAUAUCUUAUGCAAACUCUGUCGGUGCGAAAAUCCUUCAUUAUGAUCAGAAAAUACCAAAUUCUCCAAUAAUUGUUUAUGACAUUACUCCAUCAUCUAUCAAAGUUAAUGGAAAGAGCGGUCCAGUCGCAUUUGUUCUGUGCUUCCGUACUGUUAAAGAAAGUGUGUCUUUACUAACAUAUUUUAUCGAUCAUUUCAAUAAUCAUAAACUUAAUAGAGUUAAUCCGACGAACUAUGAAUGUGCGAUCAAUAUAUGGCAAACAGAUUCAAAUAUCAUAUGGCAACUUUUCCAGAUGUUAUUACUGUCAGGUGUGGACAACGUUUUUGUAAAUGCUUCUAGUCGCCAACUGGCUGCGACAAUGUACACAAGGCUUUUUGAAGUAAAUGGAUCAUCAUGUUUUCCGAGUGAUGUGUCAAAAACGAAUAACAAUGGAACGCUAUAUAAGACAUUAAGUACAGUCAUCUCUACUGCUCGUGCUGCUCAAGUCAGUUCAAUGACCAAAGGUUAUGAAUUAAUCCAAAGUGAGGUGUCUAAAGAUGAAACAUUAGCCGGUGUUCUACCUAAAGAAGAUGUAUUCAAAUACUUCAUGCGUUACACUAGCAAGUUUUUGGGAGGUUCAAAGAAACUUUUCCUAACUGCAAAAAGACAAGAUACACUCCUUAUUCCAGUCGCUCAUCUUUGCAUAAAACCAACUGGACCAAUCGUGCUCGUAAUAAACUGUAAGCUACUGUCUGAACCUAAGAAUUGUACUUUCGUUUUGAAACUAGUAUUUUUUAUUUUAUUCGCAGGUAAUGCUGUUGUGUUACUUCUGACAAAUAAUGACUUAAUUGAUGAAAAAAACUUUUUAGAUAACAUCAAAAAAAUUCAAAAGCGGUUAAGUGUUACUUCUUUGAUAUGUGUACAUAUAUGUACUUGUCCUAUAACAGAACUCAACAGUAUCUUAUCGAAUUUGUGUGAACCUUUAACAGUUUUAAAUAUGGAUUGUGUUGAUGUUUUUACUAAAGACCUACCUAAUCAUAUUUCUAAUUUAUUUUGCUUAUCUAAGCCUGUAACUUUGUAUUGGUCCACAGGUUGUAAUGUUUUUUCUUAA